UGGGACCGGGACCGGGACAGCUCGGCCGCGCCCCCGCCCCUCGCCCCCAGACGGACCCGCCUCCCCUCUCCCCUCCUCCGCACACCCUGCCCGCCAGCCCCCACGGACAGUGCUGCGCCGCCGUCCCGGCUCCUCCGCCCCGGCCAGUAUAAACUGGCUUGCAUGUGGCACGUGUUUUGCCAGUUGUCCAUAUCACUGUCCUGAACCCUGCAGUAAGGUGCCACCCUAGUUCUGCUGGACCUGGAAAGGAAAAACAUAAAACUCGGUUGUUACUGGCAGAAGAACCACUGAGGUCUGAAUCCUGGAACUUGCUUUCAUAAGCUGUUGAAAUAAAGGACUUCUUUCUAAUUUGGACAUGGCUAAUCGAGGAGCAACAAGACCCAAUGGGCCAAAUGCUGGAAAUAAAAUUUGCCAGUUCAAACUAGUACUUUUAGGAGAGUCUGCAGUUGGCAAAUCAAGUUUGGUGCUUCGAUUUGUAAAAGGACAGUUUCAUGAGUUUCAAGAAAGUACGAUCGGAGCUGCUUUUCUAACCCAGACCGUAUGUCUGGAUGAUACAACGGUAAAAUUUGAAAUUUGGGAUACAGCUGGGCAAGAGCGGUACCACAGUUUAGCACCCAUGUACUACAGAGGAGCACAAGCAGCUAUAGUGGUAUACGACAUUACAAAUGAGGAGUCCUUUGCCAGAGCGAAAAAUUGGGUCAAAGAACUUCAGCGACAAGCAAGUCCUAACAUUGUAAUAGCUUUAGCAGGAAACAAAGCUGAUCUAGCUAACAAAAGAGCUGUGGAUUUCCAGGAAGCACAGGCUUAUGCAGAUGACAACAGUUUAUUGUUCAUGGAGACAUCUGCCAAAACAUCUAUGAACGUAAAUGAAAUAUUCAUGGCAAUUGCAAAAAAAUUGCCCAAGAAUGAACCACAGAAUGCAGGAGCCAGCUCUGCCAGAGGAAGAGGAGUAGACCUUACUGAACCCACACAACCACCCAAGAGUCAAUGUUGUAGUAACUAAAAGAUCAAUUGCUUUAAACUGUUCUGAAUAUUCUUCUGCUUCCUAACUGUUAAUAACCAUGGAAUUGGAGUGCUUAACCUGGUCCAGUACAGCUUCCCAGCAGCGAAGAGACUUAUGAUAAUAGUCAAGUUCAUGAUACAGAGUUUUCUUUUGAGGUAAAAUUUUAACAUGCAUGUAUCCACCACUGGCUAUAAUGUUUCAGCAGUAGAGGAGAGAUGGAAGCUGAAUAAACUUCCUUCAGUUGAAAGAUUUUCAAAAUCAGUUGUUAUUAUUAGGGGUAUAGAAGAACUGCUCUCUGUGGACCUAAUUGGCCAGUUCCUGUAGCCUCAAUACUGAUUACUGUUAUAAUAAAUAGAAUUGGGUCUUUUCAUAAUUCUCAAUUGUGCUUUAAAACCUUUUUAGAAACAGGGUCUAAAAAUUACUUAAACUUAUCUGAAGUAUUGAUGCAACCAGUUGUUUCUGCAGGUAUCCACUAUUUAGUUAUACAUUCCAUAGUUUGAUAAUUUAAUUACAAAUAAUACUUGCAUUAACAAUUUUAAGAAUCCUAUGCUUGCCAGACAGUGGAGUUUUAGUUGGUACACUGUAUGUAAAUUAUAUCAACCCAGUUAGUUAUCUUAAUGAAUUAGUGAUGAAUCAAGUUUAACUUAAUUUCUAAUCUUUUCAGAGGGUACAGACCAGUAAAUUCAAUUCAACGACUUAGGAUAUGGGUUUUUUUCCCUCUACAAACUGUAAGAGCUCUUCAAGUAAAACCACAACAAACUCGGUGUCUGUGACUUUUCUUGUUUCUGAUCAUUGCUGGCCAUUACAGUUUGUUUUUCCCCUAAGGAAAAAAAUAGUGCACUAACGAUUAUGUACAUCCAACUUGAUUUUAAAUUUGGAUAUUAAUGUACUGUAAAUAGGUACUCUGCAUUGUAGUCUACAUUUGUUUAAUACUUUCUGUAAUAUUUAAGAGUUGCUUAAAGGUAUACAGAAUGUACAGUUACUUAAAGCUAACUUUUUUCCUCUCUAAUCAAAGGGGGUUCUGAGUUCUUCCUUUAUGGCUAGAACAGUAAUAAAUGAUGCUCCUGUAUCUGUAACAUAAGUACUGCUGUCUGUCAGUAAUGAACUUUGCAACUUUGUUUUCCAAAGUACAUUUUAUUUUGAUCAGUCCAGUAUAUUGCACUAAUUCUUUUAGUUAUUUUCAUUAUAUGAAAUCUACAAGGUGUGUCAGAAGAGAUGAAUUAGUCUAUUUAAAUGUUGAACUGAUAGAAACUUACUUGUGCAGAUUUAAAAUUUGCAGUAAUCUGGGUUUAGCAAGGAAAAUGACAGUUCACCAGUGUUUAGUUUUAUAUUGAGGUGCUCAGGUUUGAAUAAAGUGGUUUAAAAAAAAUUUUGAUUACUGUUUCUUACUGAGAGUUUGAGAUGGUUUUAUUGCAUUUGUACAGUUCCAGACAAGAUGUCUGAUUUACUGAAUGGGUCCGCAUUUAAGGUGGUUACAAGUAAAUUCGUGACACAGCUAAAUAUACAUCUGUCCUGUAUAUGCUCUGUCACUUCAGCUGUCCUAUGGUAAAUUUUGAGGUAAUUGGGUAUUUUAUCAUGUCCAUAUAGAAAUACAAUCAAAACAGUAAUACUAUCUCUUGAACCUGAAGCUAAUGCAGUCUUUGCUAGUUGUUCCCUAAUGUAGCUUGUUACAUUGUUGUAGUGCCUCAGAGCUGACUGUGUGUCUUCCUGCAGCUGGUGAUUUGCAAUUGGAUGGGUACACUUGUGUCUCUUUCAAAUUGGCGGUGGUUUAGACCCACUGGCUAUACAGACUUUAGCAGGUCUUGACCAGCAUCACUUGCCGUUUGUCACAAAAUGCAUUGGAGCCCAUUUUUUUGCUAGCUGUGGACUUGAGUCACAAUUAGCUGGCAUGUUUUUCUCUCUUUUGGGUUCUGCUUCAUGACUUCAGACCCUCUUGCCAAUACAUUCUGUUGCAGAUGUUUAGGGCUAUGAGUCGGACCUGUUGCACAGAAGGCAACAGUUUCUUCUUGCUCUGAAGCCUGUCACAGUGGACAGGCUCAGUUCUUCAGAACCACCUUGUGUGCUAGAAUCUUGGAGAUUAUUAAUAGCAUUUAAGUCAUUUGUGUUGUCUUCAGUGAGGGACAUUGAAUAUUGACACUUAGAUGGAGAAGUCCUGUUUCGUUGAACACCAUUCAUGCAUUCUCAAAUGAGUAGAUGUUGUUAGAGUUGGUGCCAGUACUUCAUUGUAAUCCAAAACCCCUUUAGAAGCCAGAAUAAGAAUCUGAUAUGGACAGAUACAAGUUACAGGUAUAACAGAUGUCCUUUUUAUUGCAUCUCUGUGAUGUCCAAGAGCUCUUGUAAUUCUCAGGUACCCCUCUACUAAUCCAUCUGGUGUAUUAGUGCUGGUGUUUCCACCGUUCUGAAGUGUUUUCUCUCAUGAGUGCUGUGCUCUUUUGAGAGGCAGUGACUCUUUCCAUUUUCAUAUAAGACUGCAUAUACAUCAUCUAAAACAAAUAUUUUUAAUAUAGCCUAUACAUAUACGUCAUCUAAAACUGAAAUAUUUUUAAUAUAGCCUAUAGUUGGGUUUACUUAAGAUGCUGCUGUUACAGUAACAGUCUCUUGUUAAGGACUGGGAAAAAAACUGAGAUCAUAGUUGAAUAAUCUACUUCCACAGGCAACAGUAUGUCCAUCAGUGAAUUUGUUUCUAUUUUACAGCAAAGUUUUCUGUGUUUUUUUCCAUUCCAUUAUUAGAACACUGUUUCAGAAUCUUAUUUUCCUGACUGCAGAUAAACUUUUAUGAGGAGUCUUAAGCGAUAUUUUAUUCAGCUUAAAGUGCAGUCUGAUAAAAAAGUUGCACCUUGACUGGUUUUUAAGCAAGAGGGUGUAUUUUUUUCAAACAUUUUGCUUUUGCUCCUAUGAGAAUGUGUGCUUUCAAAAUAUUAUGGCCAGAUGAACUCAUCAAGAAGCUUCAGGUUCAGACUGUUUCUAGCAGCAUAUAAUUUUUAGUACUGAAAAAUUAAUUGGACAUGGUGUAGAAUUUAGUUUACUAACAUGAUUCCUUACAUCUCUUCUUUGGUUAAAGCACCCAAGGGACUAAGAGUUCUUAGAGUCAUCAUGGGAAGUUGAGGACUAACUUCUUUCCUUUAGCAGGCAUAGGUAUUUUACGUUUCCCUCAACACUCCUGAAAUCCAAGAGUUGAAAGUGUUAGGAAUUGCAACACUGCAGGGGGCUGGUCUUGUCAGACUUGAACGAAGAGCAUAAAGGAAAGAGCUCCAAACUAAAGUGCUGUAUUAUUUGAGAUGCUCUAUGGCUGCCCUGGGAGACUAUUUUUUGUGUCAGAGGAGGUCAUUGGUCUGCUCCCGUGUGUUGGCAUAAGGCCAAAAGUGAUGUCUUACAGAAGGAACUUGAGUGAGAUAUGUGGUAUCUUUCUAGACAUGAAGGUGGCUGCAGUGUGUUCAUUUAUAUUGUACUUUUAAUAUUUGCCUAGACUAGGGGCACAGACCUCUGAAAAGUGUGUAUAAGUAGGCAUUGCUUAUACAGUAGUAGUGUUUCUUGGGCAGUAUUGGCAGUCUAGCAUAGGAGACAGCUAAGUGUAGUCUGUACGAAGGCAGAUUUCUCUUGAAGGUGAUUCAGAAUAUCAAACUGAAGGACACACCUUUAAUUAAUUAUACAGUGUAGAUACCUUGUGUGCUCUAUGAAUGUUUUCUUGUGCUUGCUCUCCUUCCUUUGAUUUCUGUGGAGAGCUCGAAGAAUGUGUAAAAUAUCCUUUGAACCCUUGGAGUAAGACCACCAGCUGUAAGCCUAACAAAGGGCAUAAUAUAACCUAUGUGGAACAAUUUGACUGCAAGGAGUAAAAUCCAGUUGCUUUUGGGUACAAGUCUCUUGUCAGCAAACCAGAGACAGCAAAAGAAUCGACAAAACCUAACUGGCCUAUCAGUGUGGGACUAAAUGAAGACAGGGCUGGCCAAUGUCACCCUCUCCUGCUCUGUGUAUCUGACCAUCCUCUUCAGUCGCUUACCUGGAGCUGAAGGAACAUGUCUGUACUUAUUUAAGAACACACUCCUGGGGGAGAAAUGAAGGUUGAUGUUGUGCGAAUCUUUUUCUUUGGUGUGAUACAUUUGGUGGAAAAUUAAGUGUAUUAAAUUAAAUAAAUGUGGUUCAAAAAUGUGGAUUUUAAUCAUAAAA
This is a messenger RNA of Myiozetetes cayanensis, 5167 nucleotides long. It is a transcript of the gene RAB5A, whose product is annotated as RAB5A, member RAS oncogene family. Gene Ontology annotation, molecular function: GTPase activity; GTP binding. The transcript is spliced from 7 exons. The coding region runs from base 356 to 1003 and encodes 215 amino acids. The record is from RefSeq and is a predicted model, not a curated record. Lineage: Eukaryota; Metazoa; Chordata; Aves; Passeriformes; Tyrannidae.